Messenger RNA from Lotus japonicus, 336 nucleotides. RefSeq lists its product as uncharacterized. NCBI's taxonomy places the organism in Eukaryota, Viridiplantae, Streptophyta, Magnoliopsida, Fabales, Fabaceae. The transcript has 3 exons. The record is from RefSeq and is a predicted model, not a curated record. Bases 1 to 336 code for a protein of 111 amino acids.
AUGGAAUUAGAACACAAGGCCUAUUGGGCAAUAAAGAAAUUGAAUUUUGACUGGAAAGUUGCUAGCGAGAAGAGACUCUUGCAAUUGAAUGAGCUUGAUGAGUUUCGACUCCGAGCUUAUGAGAAUGCUAGCAUCUACAAGGAAAAGACAAAGAAGUGGCAUGAUAGGAAGAUUUUGAAUAGGGAAUUUGUCUCAGGAUGGUCUGGACCCUUUGUGGUCAAGAGGGUGUAUCCUCAUGGUGUUGUUGAGGUUGAAAACCCAGAGACCAAGAAUACUUUCAAUGUGAAUGAGCAGAGGUUGAAAGUGUACCAAGGUGGUGAGGGAUUGAGAGCCUAA